Molecule: messenger RNA, 1772 nt
Organism: Herpailurus yagouaroundi (jaguarundi)
Lineage: Eukaryota; Metazoa; Chordata; Mammalia; Carnivora; Felidae
Product: translation initiation factor IF-2-like
Exons: 3
Coding region: 1-1014 (337 amino acids)
Source: RefSeq, a predicted model, not a curated record
AUGCGGUCAAGUGCCUUCAAACGCGGAAGGUGCAGCCGGGAUGUGCGGCUCCUCCGCCGCCGCCCCCUGCGGCACCGAUCGCGCAUCUUCGGGGAGCUUCCCAAAGCCCCGUGUGACCUGCAAGCGGACGAACCCCCCCCCCCCCCCGCUCCAGCCAGACGGGGCGCUCGCGCCCCCUUCCCCGCCCCGCGUUGGCCUCCAACAGGAAGUCGUCCCGGCCCCUGCCACGUGACUCCGCCGCAUCUGCAUACCGGAGGGCGAACUGGCCAAUCGGCGCUCCGCGCCGGAGCUCCGCCCCCACGCGCCCCUCCCCGGCCCAUUGGCUCAUCCCGCCUAGGCCACGCCCCGUCCUUCCCCCUUAAUACCCGCUCGCGUUGUGGUUCCGCAGACCGCGCGGGGAGCGCGCCGGGGCGCCGGCGGGUGCGCGCGCUCCCCCUGUCCGGGCGCGUGCAGGUCUCGGGGGCCCGCGCUCCGCCUGCGGUGCCUGGAGACCUUCGAGAUGUGUGGGCGCUGCGGCUCGGUGUCAGCGCACUGGACGGCGGGGCCCGGGCCCGGGCCCGGCCCUGCGAGGCCGCUCAGUUCCCCCCCGCCGGCGCCCUGGGGCGUCCGGGCCCCGGUUUUGCGCGGUAUUUUCACCCGGCGGCGCCGGCCCUCUGUGCAGCGGCGACCGGCGGCCGCUCCGGCGCGCCUCCCGCCCGUGCCGUGCACACGCCCUACACCUCCCCACCGUGCACAGACUUAGGCGCGCCGACCCGGGCCCCGGAGCAUCCAGCUCGCCGCCCUCCUCCCAGCCUGCCCCUGCACGCAGCAGUCCCCCGGGGAGCUCCCUGCUGCGAGCCGAACGAACCUCCCCGCGAAACAGCCUCCCGGGGAGGACAGCAGUGCCCUCGAAAGCGAGCACUCCGCCCCCACCGCGCCGACCCGGGACAGGGCGGGACCCUGACGCCCCGGCGCUGGGUACCGGGUGGUGGUUCUCCAGGCCGCCGCUCCUCUUCCGUAGACAGUAGUGAUUAACCGUAGGGUCGUGGUAGCAGGCCGGCUUUCCCCGUCGUGGGGGUGGAAGGAAGCUCAGCGGUGCUCCUUGAAAGUUGCUCGCGUUGGAAGAGGCCAUUCCCUGUCUACGUGUCCCCAUCUUGAAGAGCAGAUAAUGACACAGUACUCAGGCAAUGCAAUUUUGUUACCGCAAGUGUCAUGCUUUGCAAGUCCGUGGAUGAAAGAGACACAACAAACUCUCCGCUCGUGUUUCCCAUCAGGGUCUCGUGAGCGUCAUGCACUCUUUCUUACUGCCAUGUUUUGAGCCAGAUUCACAAACCACUUUCUUCAAAUGUCUGGGUGGUGGAUUUCCCCUCCCCCACACCCACAUCCCUUAGAAGGAUCCGAAGUCAGAUUUUAUUUACAUUAAUUUAAUUCUUGACUGCAGAGAAACCUGCGUUUUUUCGUCUUUCUCAAAAACAGAAGUGUUACCACAUGCUCCAGGAGGGAGUGCAAAAUAAUAACAUCUUCAAAAUAUGCAACAUCCACUAAGUAAGACUGCUAAAUCAAUGGAGGAAUCCAGGUACUUGGGUAGAUCAAUCAUUGUAGUAAGCAGAAAUUUGGGGGAAAUGGAACCAAAGUUACAUUGUUUAGUGUUUGUUCUUGAUGUGAAAUUUGUGCUGUAACUUCUCACCUUUCCACUGUCUUGUUCUCUUUACUGCUUGCCUCCCUCAGCUUAAACCAGACAGAACAAUUGUCUCCUCUAUUAUCUUAGACUAUAAACACUUGGUGGAAAGGCA